AUGUCUGCCGAAGACGAGCGCCAGGCUGCCCUGAACUCCUACCGCACGAAACUCAUGGAGUCGCGAGAAUGGGAGGCAAAGCUCAAGAAUCUGCGCUUAGAGAUCAAGGACAUGCAGCGAGAGUUUGACAAGACCGAGGACAACAUCAAGGCGCUACAGAGUGUGGGACAGAUCAUCGGGGAGGUACUGAAACAGCUUGAUGACGAACGAUUUAUCGUCAAGGCCUCUUCGGGGCCACGAUAUGUUGUCGGAUGCAGAUCAAAGGUCGACAAGCUCAAGCUCAAGCAAGGUACCCGUGUUGCUCUCGACAUGACGACACUCACCAUCAUGCGAAUGCUCCCCCGCGAAGUCGACCCCUUGGUGUACAACAUGUCUCUGGAGGACCCAGGGCAAGUCAGCUUUGCUGGUAUCGGUGGAUUGAACGAUCAGAUUCGAGAGCUUAGAGAAGUCAUUGAGCUCCCCCUCAAGAACCCCGAACUGUUCCUCCGAGUAGGCAUCAAACCUCCCAAGGGUGUCCUGUUGUAUGGCCCUCCUGGAACUGGAAAAACUCUAUUGGCACGAGCAGUUGCCAGCAGUCUAGAGACCAACUUCUUGAAGGUUGUUUCUUCCGCUAUUGUCGAUAAAUACAUUGGAGAAUCUGCAAGACUGAUCCGCGAGAUGUUUGGCUAUGCCAAGGAGCAUGAGCCUUGCAUCAUUUUCAUGGACGAGAUCGAUGCCAUUGGUGGCCGACGUUUCUCUGAGGGCACCAGUGCUGAUCGUGAGAUUCAACGAACACUCAUGGAGUUGCUCAACCAGCUGGAUGGUUUCGACUAUCUGGGCAAGACCAAGAUCAUCAUGGCAACCAACCGACCUGACACAUUGGACCCUGCGCUUCUUCGUGCUGGUCGACUGGACCGAAAGAUUGAGAUUCCUCUGCCCAACGAGGUCGGACGCCUCGAGAUUCUUAAGAUUCACUCACAAAGCGUGGUAAUCGAUGGAGACCUUGAUUUCGAAAGCGUGGUGAAGAUGAGUGACGGGCUCAACGGUGCUGAUUUGCGAAACGUGGUUACUGAAGCCGGUCUAUUUGCUAUCAAGGAUUACCGAGACUCAAUCAAUCAGGACGAUUUCAACAAGGCGGUUCGCAAGGUCGCGGAAUCCAAGAAGUUGGAGGGCAAGCUUGAGUACCAGAAGCUGUAA
Messenger RNA from Fusarium proliferatum ET1, 1176 nucleotides. Its product is annotated as putative RPT4-26S proteasome regulatory subunit. Gene Ontology annotation, biological process: positive regulation of RNA polymerase II transcription preinitiation complex assembly. The record is from RefSeq and is a predicted model, not a curated record. Gene Ontology annotation, cellular component: proteasome regulatory particle, base subcomplex; cytosolic proteasome complex. The transcript is spliced from 4 exons. Gene Ontology annotation, molecular function: ATP hydrolysis activity; proteasome-activating activity; ATP binding. Bases 1 to 1176 code for a protein of 391 amino acids. NCBI's taxonomy places the organism in Eukaryota, Fungi, Ascomycota, Sordariomycetes, Hypocreales, Nectriaceae.